CUUCAACUACACCUCGGUGCUCCGCCUUGUAUCUUGAGCAAUCUUCAAUCGUAUGUUUCCGUGAGUGAAUGUUUCUUAAUAAUUUGACGAGUUUUAAUAAUAAAUAAACGAUAAAUAGUUAAAAAUGAGGCCUAGAUGCGGUCCAUGGCCACCGAUGAACAUGGCAAACGGUAUGCGGCCACCUAUGCGAGGACGAGGUGGAGGACCUUGUGGUCCAAUGAGAGGAAUGGGUCCUAGGCCUCCUCCUUUCCCAGGUAUGGGACCACCUAUCAGGCAUUUUGGCCCACCAAUGGGUCCCAGAGGCCCACACAAUCGUGCGGGCCCAAUGAUGCCCCGCAUGCGACCUCCUUUACCCCAUAUGAUGCCUCCGAUGAUGCGCCCACAACGUCCCAUGCGACCGCCAAUCAAAAAACUAAACAAAAUGGUCCAAAACGAAGGAAAAAUGAAGAAAAAGAAGCUGAAAUUCCGCAGUUUCUACGUAACAAGACCCUGGGUCAACGACGAACUGCGUGCAGAAAUCGCCAAGAAAGAUUCACUCUUUGAUCAAGCAAAGAGUUCAAACAAAGCCGACGAUUGGGCUGCGUUCAAGGAGCAAAAAGAUAAAUGUGUUCACAUGUACUCUGCACUCAAACUAGAAUUCAUUGGACAACACCCUGAGGAAGUGUUUAGUCCUGACGAAGAUGAAUGCGCCGAUGACGAGGCCGAGUAUCUCUGCGAGCCUUGUGAUCGUACUUAUGAUGAUGAAGAGUCCUUCCGGAGUCAUUUAGGUGAGCAUCAAACGUGCGGCAUUGACGGAUGCAAAUUCAACGCGCAUGAAUUACUGGUAAUGGCGCAUAUCAAGAUGCAACACUCGAGCGGGCUCUAUGAUCAGAUUAGAAACAUCUCCACGCCGGAGGAUAUUGAGAAGUGGCGUGAACAGCGCCGGAAAAAUUAUCCGAGUAAGGUUAAUAUAGAAUUAAGGUAUAAACAACAAGCGGAGAUGUUGAAACGUGGUGAGAGAAUUGGUCCGAAUAAGGAUCGGUUUGGUAGGGCAAAAAAUUUAGCAGCUGAAAAGCGAGAAAAACGUGAGAAGCAGAAACAAGCGAAGAGAAAGAAAAAGAAGCUGGUUAAGAAGAAAAAUGAGGAAGCUGUAAGUUUGAUUGAUGAGAAACUUGAUUGGAAUGGUACCAUGUUUCCGUUCAGAGGGACAAAAUUGCUGCAAGAUGAAGAAUCUAGUGAGGAUGAGUUGAAAGAAGCGUUUAGUGAUGAUGAAUGGGAUCAAACUGAAGGUAAUAAUGUGGAGGAAGAAGUUGUACUUAACAAUGCGCUUGGUGCUUUGAUGGGAGCUUAUGAAUCUGAUAGCGAGGAGGAAAAAUAUCAAAUUAGUAAUAUUUCCAGUAAUAACAAUGAUAAAACCAUUGAAAAGACUGAAAUAAACGCGGAAUCUAAUGAUAAUGAUAUUACUGAGGUGAAGAUACUGAAACAACCUGUAGAUAUACCUGAUAAAGCUACAGAAAUGAAAAGUAUUGAACGAAAAAGACCUGUUUCACAACCUGCAACAUCAGAUGAUGUGCCAAUACCACCAAAACGGGUAAAAAAUAGUAAAAAGUUUUCUCCUGUACAAAAAGUAAGACUUCCUCGUAGACCUACACUGUUACAAAAGUUAUUAGACACAGAAAUUCGACAUGAGCGUAAUGUGAUCUUACAAUGUGUUCGAUAUGUGAUUAAUAACAAUUAUUUUGAUAAAGAAACCUGUAAUAUCGACAAUGCAGCGUCCACAAGUGAAGGUUAAGUCGGUAAAUAUAACAAACGCGUCAAAAAUAAUUUAAGCUGUGAUAUAAAACCGAAGUGUGAAUGGAUAUCGAAUAAAAGUUAUUUUCGUUUAGCAAGAAUAACAAAUUGCGUUUUCAAUCGCGUCGAAUCAAAGCAGAAACAAUAACAAAUUCGUUGUGUUUUUUAAAUUGCCGAUUUGAAAUGGAAAAAAGCAACUAUCAUGGACGUUUUGUUGGUAAGCGGCGCGUGAAACAUGAAGAUGAUUGCAUUCUGAAUAGUUUUUGAUGUUUUACAUCUGUCGGCGUAAUUAGGGCACUGAAAUUCAAGCCAUGUGCGCGAAAGAUUUUCGCUCUUGUCACGUUUGCGUUGGUGAGAUGAUGUGAGACGUUACAUCAGGUUCGGAUAUAAAAAGCAUCCAUUAACUUCGGUGAUGCGUUGCCGCGUCGAACGCAUUUGCCAUUCGAUUAUUUUUACCAGCAAUCAUUCGAAAGGUGGCUAUUUAAAGCGGCGCAAUUUGUGCGCAUCGAAACGCAUUUAUCAAUCGCUUGCCGGCCGCCAUCUUGUUUAUGGCCGCGGCCACUUGUGUGCGCUAUUUAUGGCGGACGAGCAAUAAACAAGCGAAAUCUGCGCCGGAAUGAUGAAAAGCGGCGAGACGGAUGAGUGAAACACCCCACCCGCAUAUAUGCGAGUUGCGCUGCGAGAAUUUUAUUCACGGCUGGCAUUCGGCACGCGCAAUUCCAGAAGGCGUGAUCGCUUCCCAGUGCUGUCUCCAAAUACAAAGGUUUACAGCCUGAAUCAAAAUGGCGACGCCGAGCGAAGCGCAGAAUCUCUUCAUGACUUUCCUCAUUCUCGCCCUGUUACUCUUUGCGCUGUGGAUUUUAUACGUGGGGAUUGUGUAAACUAAAUCAAUGGUUCAUCAAAUGAACGCGACGCUACAUUACACUUUAUUUUGUUAAAGUUUAGUUGAAUUAUUAGAAAAAAAUGUUUUGUAAAUAAAUUGUAAACCGGAAGUGAACGUCAGCAUCCAGAGAAACAAAAUAUUUGUUUACACUUUUGUGGUUAUAGUAAGGAAAUUAAUGGCUAACUUCAAACAAAGUUAUUUUGGUGCUAAAAUCAACAAAAUUUAUUUUUACAAUGUGAUUGUGGUAAGUCUUUCGUAGAAUUUAUCCUCUGCAACAGUGAAUCUAAUCACAAGUGACACUUCUUUAAAUUCUGCUUCACCAAAGUAAAAGUUUUUAAACUUUUGUAAAAUAUAAGAUGCGUCAAAUGA
This is a messenger RNA of Dalotia coriaria, 3022 nucleotides long. It is a transcript of the gene Nufip, whose product is annotated as nuclear FMR1 interacting protein 1. Gene Ontology annotation, biological process: box C/D snoRNP assembly. Lineage: Eukaryota; Metazoa; Arthropoda; Insecta; Coleoptera; Staphylinidae. Gene Ontology annotation, cellular component: nucleus. The record is from RefSeq and is a predicted model, not a curated record.